Ipomoea nil (Japanese morning glory) is the source of this 924-nucleotide messenger RNA. RefSeq lists its product as uncharacterized. The record is from RefSeq and is a predicted model, not a curated record. NCBI's taxonomy places the organism in Eukaryota, Viridiplantae, Streptophyta, Magnoliopsida, Solanales, Convolvulaceae. Bases 1 to 924 code for a protein of 307 amino acids. The transcript has a single exon. Gene Ontology annotation, molecular function: RNA-DNA hybrid ribonuclease activity; nucleic acid binding.
AUGUGUGGAGUUGAGCAUGAGAAUCUUGUGCAUUCUUUGAUCACUUGUGGUUAUACGAUGAACAUUUGGGCACGAUCCAACAUUCCAAUCCCCAAUAGUGCCACAAAUAUUUUCAGUGAUUGGUUUAAUGAUUUGUUGAAUAUUUUAGAUGAUGAUGGGAUUAUUUAUGCAGUGGCUCUCUUGUAUUUCAUAUGGCGAACGAGAAAUGGAGCUGUAUGGGAAGCAAAGUUGCCCAGGCCCCAAAACGUGAUAGCAAUGGCGUUGUCAUCCGUCAAUGCAUGGAAAGAGGCACAUCCCGCUCGAAGAAGUCCGCAAGCCAUCACCACGAUGCCGGCUGCUAUUUUACCGCCAGUUGCGGCAGUCUACUGCCCGAGGGAAGGCGCAGCAAUUAUGGGAGAAGGGGAGGCCGAAACACUGCCAUUAUCACGGGAAUUUUCAGCAACCGUCCAACACAAUACUACGCACAACGGGAGGAAUCAAUGUUAUUUCGAUGCGACGUACGAUCCAACAACAAACAAGGCAGCAAUGGGGGCUAUUAUAUUGGAUUCACGAGGAUGCUAUGUGUCGGCGAUGACCACCCCUAUCAUGCACUGUUUUUCGCCCUUAAUGGCGGAGGCUUUCGCAUGCAAAGAAGCUUUGUCAUGGCUCAGACACCGAGAAGAAACAGAUAUAGACCUCUACACAGAUUGUUUGGUGCUCCAACAAUAUCUUUCGUCUACAACACACUCAUUGCGCUCUUAUUUAGGCUAUGCCAUUGAUAGUUGCAAAACUAGUAUGGCAUCUUUUGAUUACUGCUUAAUUCAUUAUGUUCCUAGACUAGACAAUUAUUUAGCGCAUACAUUAGCUUCUUCUGCAACUAAUCACCUAUCUAGUAUGUACGCGGACUUAGACCCGCCAGACUCUAUUUCAGCAUAUUUCGAAUAA